Messenger RNA from Thrips palmi, 819 nucleotides. It is a transcript of the gene Burs, whose product is annotated as bursicon. Gene Ontology annotation, molecular function: BMP binding; receptor ligand activity. Lineage: Eukaryota; Metazoa; Arthropoda; Insecta; Thysanoptera; Thripidae. The transcript is spliced from 4 exons. The record is from RefSeq and is a predicted model, not a curated record. Bases 1 to 516 code for a protein of 171 amino acids. Gene Ontology annotation, biological process: animal organ morphogenesis.
AUGGUCGCCUUCCAAGCCCCACCUGGCGCGGCAGGAGCAGCGUGGUGGGCCGUGCUCUGGCUGGGCGCCGCGUGCCAGGUGGGCCAGGGGGUGGCGGAGGGGGCCGCGGGGGCCGGCUCCAGUGGCUCCGGAGGCUCCACGCCCAACGAGGAGUGCCAGGUGACGCCCGUCAUCCACGUGCUGCAGUACCCGGGCUGCGUGCCCAAGCCCAUCCCGUCCUUCGCGUGCACGGGCCGCUGCUCCAGCUACCUCCAGGUGUCCGGCUCCAAGAUCUGGCAGAUGGAGCGGUCCUGCAUGUGCUGCCAGGAGAGCGGAGAGCGCGAGGCCAGCGUCUCCCUGUUCUGCCCCAAGGCCAAGCCCGGCGAGCGCAAGUUCCGGAAGGUGUCCACCAAAGCCCCCCUGGAGUGCAUGUGCCGGCCCUGCACUGGCGUGGAGGAGAGCGCCAUUGUCCCUCAAGAAAUCGCCGGCUACGCAGACGAAGGACCCCUUAGUCACCACUUCAGGACUUCACAGUGAUCUUUACGGCCCUCGGCGAGUGUGUGGACGAAGUGGUUGGUUGCCUCCUCUUUUCUUGAGAUGUUCAAGCAUAGUGCCGUGUUUAUACUGUUUUUCUUGCUACUGGGACUCUAUGAAGGUGAGCUUGAACUUUUGGUAAAAUGUCUGCUUAAGGAAUUGGCCACCUAUCAAUGACAUCUGAAGGAUUUAUUGUAACAUAAGUAGGUUGCGAGUCUUCAAAUUUAUGUAUUGUAUCCCAGCUCAGGAGGUACGUCACUGAACUGUAAAACCCAUGAUAAUUUCAAAGUGAAAUAAAUAUGGCGA